UGAAGGUUAUGGAUGAAAAUGGCUCGUCGCCAAAAAAUAAGAAAUUUUUACAUAAAAUGUUUAUGGCAGGAAAAGGGAUAAAUAAUCGUGUAGGAUGUUUUUCAGGAAAUUCAAUAGAUUCAAGUGCAAGUCCUAGUAAUCAUGUCAAUAAUACAGAUAAUAUACAAAGUGCACAAUUACGACUGUGUUGUGCCGUAACUGAUGUCAAUCAAAGUCCGGCCGUAAACUUAUCACGUACACCAUCAACAUUGUCACGUAAUAGACCAUUAGAUAUACCAUUAUUCCAAAAGGCGUCUAUUGCUAAUAGUAUAAAUGGCACUACAAGUAGUACAACAAAUGGCGACUCAGAAUCUUCAUCGAAAGAAGAUGCAAAUAAUAUUAAGGAUCGAUCUCGUUUACGUCGAAAAGUAUUAACACAACGUCGUUCUGCUGAUAAUUUAAUACCUACCAUACCUCCAUCAAGUCCUCUACGAUAUUCAUCACCCGAAAGUUCACAUAGUGCACCAGUUUCAAAACUUAGAUCGACUACAUCUCAUGAUACAAUGUUAUACAAUAAUUCAUCUACAAUAAGUAUGGACAGUUUGGCUAGGCAAGCGUUACUUGCUGCUCAAGUUCUACAUUUAAUUCCGACAACUAAGGCUCGUGAACGGAAUUAUUUGCAAGGGCGAAUUGCAGCAAAUUCUUUAUUAGGUGCCACUGAAUUGGAACGUGUAUUACCUAAUCGUGAAGCUCGCAUCUUCGUUGGAACAUGGAAUAUGAAUGGUCAAUCACCGCCAAGAGAAAUCAAUGAUUUCGUACUUCCAAGUUGUAUUGAUCAUGUACCAGAUAUCCUAGCAAUUGGUACACAAGAAUCCUGUUCAGAACGAUUUGAAUGGGAAGUAUGUCUUCAAGAAACCAUAGGCCCAUCUCAUGUUAUGUUGAGUUCAGCAUCGUUAGGUACAUUACAUUUGGCUAUAUUUGUACGCCGUGAUCUCAUCUGGUUCUGUUCAAUAUGUGAAGAUGCAAGUAUGUCAGUAAGACCGGGAACUGCAUUUCGUACAAAAGGAGCCGUUGGUAUUGCUUUUAUGUUAUUUGGUACAUCUUAUCUCUUUGUAACCGCCCAUUUAACUGCUCAUCAAGAGAAAGUAAAAGAACGUGUUUCGGACAUUAAACGCAUUAUUCGUUCGUUAGACUUACCUAAAAAUUUACCAAUACGACAUAAAUUAAAGGGUAAAAAAGAUGUGACACAAAAUUUUGAUUGCGUCUUUUGGUUUGGUGAUUUAAAUUUUCGUUUAAAUGAACCGCGUGCCCAAGUUUUACAGUGGAUUGAGGAAACGAGUUGGCCAUUACCAGCACAUUUGCCACAUGGCAUGUUACAUACGGAUCAAUUGAAAGCUGUACUAUCUGAUGGUGCUGCGUUUAAGGGAUUUCGUGAGGCACAAAUUACAUUUCCACCAACUUACAAGUAUGAUCCAGGCUCGCAAAGGUUUGAUAGUUCAACUAAACAACGGACACCAGCGUACACAGAUCGUAUUUUAUUUAAAUGUCGUUCAGCGACAAAUUUGUUAUCAGCAGCCCGUCGUGGAUCAGCAUUAUCAAGUUUAUCAAGCACUAGUGUUGAACAGAAACCGUCUUUAGAAUGUUUAAUUUAUGAUUCCGUCCCGAGCAUAAUUACAUCUGAUCACAAACCAGUUUGGGGAGUUUUCAAAAGUCAUGUACGGCCUGGAAUUGAUACAAUACCAUUAGCCGCUGGAUUAUUCAACCGUGAUGUAUAUUUGGAGGGUAUUAAAAGACGUGCAGCCAGUUUGGAAAAAGCUAGGGGUGUGUCUACUAUAUGUUCCAUUCAAUAGGAAUAUUCAAAAAUGGUUGUGUAAACAAUA
Molecule: messenger RNA, 1859 nt
Organism: Chrysoperla carnea
Lineage: Eukaryota; Metazoa; Arthropoda; Insecta; Neuroptera; Chrysopidae
Gene: INPP5E
Product: inositol polyphosphate 5-phosphatase E
Exons: 9
Coding region: 9-1829 (606 amino acids)
Biological process (GO): phosphatidylinositol dephosphorylation
Molecular function (GO): phosphatase activity
Source: RefSeq, a predicted model, not a curated record